Molecule: messenger RNA, 1241 nt
Organism: Dichomitus squalens LYAD-421 SS1
Lineage: Eukaryota; Fungi; Basidiomycota; Agaricomycetes; Polyporales; Polyporaceae
Exons: 5
Coding region: 95-1081 (328 amino acids)
Cellular component (GO): endoplasmic reticulum membrane; dehydrodolichyl diphosphate synthase complex
Molecular function (GO): ditrans,polycis-polyprenyl diphosphate synthase [(2E,6E)-farnesyl diphosphate specific] activity
Source: RefSeq, a predicted model, not a curated record
CAACGACUGCGUCUACUCAACUCUGUACCACUACACGUCUGUGAACGCUCCUUGGUAGCCGACGCGUCGCCCGACGUCCCCGACGCGAAGCGCGAUGUCCUGGCUGGCCACUGUCGUGCUCUACCUGCUCCACGCCCUCUAUAAGCUGGUCCUUGCAGUCAAGUCUUUGGUGGCUCGUUUCGACAGGGAUCCCCUGCCUCUGGUUGCUAAACGUACCAAAAUACCUUCACACUUGGCGUUGAACCUAAUUCCUAAUCCGGAGGCGGAUGAGGAAACUAAUGAAAAGUACAUGCUUAAUAGCGUGGAGAAGGUGGCCGCUUGGUGCCAGGCAACUGGAAUACGGAGGUUGACGGUAUAUGAUCGUAACGGUAUUCUUGCGAACUCUUCCUUGGAUAUCAGGAAGCGCGUAAUGCCACCAGCACAGGAAGAAGACGUGGAUGAUUCCCCAGUUGAAUGCGACAUACGCUACCCCCUUACACCUCCGCCAUCGGACGACGCGGAGUCUAGACCGCUCUCUCCGCACUCUGAGCCGUCCAUCCCGAAGCUCAGUGUCACUACAAUACGCUACCCCACUAAUUCUCCCAAAGCAAAACGGAGGUCAGGCGUCAGUAGAACAACAUCAAAGCGCCGACGUGUCAACCGAAACGACGAGAAGGCUGGAGAGACGCCAUUGGUCCUUCACGUCGUAUCAUACAAGUCCAGCAAACCUGCCAUUGCAGCUGCAACUGAUACGCUCCUGCACGAUUUCAGGAAGACGAAGGUUGCUGAAUUUGUAUUCACCACUUCGGCGCGACUAGCAAUCCAGCAGCUCCAUGAGAUACUAGAAGGCGAGUAUGGGUUUCCUUCGCCGGACCUGAUGAUCGUCCACCGAAAGCCGCCUGCUGGACAGUUGCGUUCACCGGUGGAAGUUACUGGAUUCCCGCCGUGGCAAAUGCACUUGACCGAGAUACACUGGACUACAUACCCUAGGUUCGGUACGUGGUGGACUCGGGAAGCAUCUGAACAGUCUUCCAUAGAGGAAGUGGAGUUCAGAAGAGCUCUCGAUGAGUAUGCGGGCGCUCAGAUGCGUCUUGGGAAGUAGCGCGUUCUUGUGUCGAGUAGGUGUAAUACGUGUUGGGACUAUACGUUGUGCAGCCGUCACGCCAUUGGGCCUGGGAUCCCGGGGACAGUUGGAACUUUAUGACUAGAUGGACAUUGCCAGAUACUUGGACUGAACAGUGGACUUGUCCACACUAGACCCC